Messenger RNA from Limulus polyphemus (Atlantic horseshoe crab), 1481 nucleotides. RefSeq names its product peflin-like. The transcript has 4 exons. The record is from RefSeq and is a predicted model, not a curated record. Gene Ontology annotation, molecular function: calcium ion binding; peptidase inhibitor activity. NCBI's taxonomy places the organism in Eukaryota, Metazoa, Arthropoda, Merostomata, Xiphosura, Limulidae. The coding region runs from base 222 to 791 and encodes 189 amino acids. Gene Ontology annotation, cellular component: extracellular region.
UGCGAUCAGAGAUAGGUGGAAUAUAAUGACUAAAUUAUUCGGGUUAAUCACAAAGUUGUUGGUUAAGGCAAGGUUUUGCACAUUAGUCAUUGUUCGUAAUUUGAUCUUUUCGUCGUAAAUACACAUUUAAGUAUGCCUUUCUAAACUCCGUUUAGUAAGUUGAUGUUGGAUACAAGAGUUAAUUAGAACGAAGGAUUAGUAGUUUUAAUAAUUAACAACAUAUGUCGUGGGGAUACGGACAACAAUAUCACCAUCAGUUACAAGGACCACCCUCUGAUGUUCCACUUUAUAUCUGGGAGUGGUUUAAAGCUGUUGACCAAGAAGGCAAUGGAAGUAUUUCAGCAUCAGAACUUCAGCGAGCGCUUAUGAAUGGUAACUGGUCACCCUUUAAUGAGGAAACUUGUCGUUUAAUGAUAGGAAUGUUUGAUCAAAAUCAUACUGGCACAAUAGAAAUUCAUGAAUUUGCGUUGUUGUGGAACUACAUCCAACAAUGGAAGCAGUGCUUUGACAGUUUUGACAGAGAUCGUUCGGGAAAUAUUGAUGCUCAAGAAUUACAUCAAGCACUUCAUACUUUUGGUUACAGGAUUUCCAUGAACUUCUGUAAGUUAGUGAUGACAAAGUUUGAUCGUACUGGUUGCCAAGCGAUCAAUUUAGAUGACUUUAUUCAGAUAUGUGUCAUGUUGAAAUCUCUGACCGAUGGAUUUCGUGCCAAGGACACUGAUCAGACAGGUAUUAUAAACCUACAGUAUGAGGAAUUUUUACAAGUAGUUAUAGAUAAUACAGUUAUUUAAUAAACUUCGUACUUCUUGUAUCUCAACUUACAUUCCACAUAUUAUACAAAGAUAUUUACCACCAUUAUAUAAAAAAAUAUACAGAUCUUCUAAUGGUUUAUCAUCUUCAUGAUGUAUUUUUAUUUACUUAUGACAACUAUACACAGUUUGCCUUAAAAAUUGAAAGAAAAAAUGUUAAUGAAAAAAAUGUUGUCUUAACUAUUUAAGAUUGGAAUUAAUGUAUUUUUUAAUACAAGGAAACACUCCAACUGUUGAUGCAUGGUGAACAGUGCUAAAAAAAUAAUAUUAUGAUAACUGUGACAAUGAAUUCUAUAUUGUGAUGAAAGAGUGCAAGAAACUCCAAAUAUUUUUGAGGUUAUUGUAUUAUUUUUAACUUUUUAUUAUAACACCUUUCAAUUUCAAGGACAUUUUUUCUUCACUAUAGUACCAUAGCUUAAAUCACGCUAAUACAACAGAAUUAAUCGAUCUCUAGAUAAAGUGUACUUCCUGUACAAAUCUCUGAAUCAUUAAAUCCUGGUAACAAUAAAUCUCCAGACAAAUUGUGAAUGUUUAAUCUAUUAGAACUCCUGGUGGCAGAUACAAACCAAUUAUUUCAGUUGAUAAUUAUUCCUUAUAUGACUGUUGUAAAAUAACUGUUUCUGUAUUUGUUUAUGUCUUUACAGUUUCAAAUAAAUGCUUGUAACAAAACCA